CGAUACUGUUUCUGUUUGCAUGUGACCUCACUGACACUCUCUACUUUCACUGUCGGCGCUUUCAUCGCACUCAUACUCUUCCGCUUCCCUCCAAAUCGCUCUUUCUCUCUCUCUUACUCUGUUCCUUUCUCCAAACUUUGCUUUCAAGUUUUCACCCCGUGACUCCCUCUCUACCACCUCUGCAUAUAAAUAACACCCACUUCUCACCGUUAACCAACCACCGCAACCUACAAUGGCACCUCCCAACCUUUUUCCGUUUCUUCUUCUCCUUCUUCUCUCUCUCUCCGUCACUGCUCACGAUUACCGGCAGGCAUUGUCCAAGGCAAUCCUCUUCUUCGAGGGCCAACGCUCCGGAUUCCUGCCGCAGGACCAGAGAAUGCAGUGGCGCGCCAAUUCGGGUCUCGGCGACGGCUGGACCUACAACAUCGACCUCACCGGCGGCUACUACGACGCCGGCGACAACGUCAAGUUCGGCUUUCCCAUGGCAUUCACCACCACAAUGCUCUCCUGGAGUGUCAUCGAAUUCGGAGACAUGAUGCCUCCCGACGAGCACAGAAACGCGCUCGUGGCAAUCCGUUGGGCUACCGAUUAUUUGCUCAAAACCGUUUCUCAGCCCAACCGCAUUUUCGUUCAGGUAACUAACUUAAUCAACAACAACUCACAUUUCCAACAAUACCCUUCAUUUUACUUUAUUUCAUUUCUACCCAACGUUUUAUGCCAAUGGCUGUUUAGUAAAUUCUCCUAACUCGAAAUGGGUCCAUGGAUCACGGGCGCAAGUAUGCCAUC
Vigna umbellata (rice bean) is the source of this 786-nucleotide messenger RNA. NCBI's taxonomy places the organism in Eukaryota, Viridiplantae, Streptophyta, Magnoliopsida, Fabales, Fabaceae. The record is from RefSeq and is a predicted model, not a curated record.